This is a messenger RNA of Epithele typhae, 2010 nucleotides long. Its product is annotated as RabGAP/TBC. The record is from RefSeq and is a predicted model, not a curated record. Bases 1 to 2010 code for a protein of 669 amino acids. NCBI's taxonomy places the organism in Eukaryota, Fungi, Basidiomycota, Agaricomycetes, Polyporales, Epitheliaceae. The transcript is spliced from 7 exons.
AUGUCCAUGCACUCCGACGAUGACGACCUCAGCCCCAUACGCACGAACGGGAAUGGAACAAAUACACGCCUUCCCAAGGGCUUCGUCCUCGACGACGACGCCUUCUCGGACAACGACAUCGACGUCCCGGAGUUCUCCCCCGCGGCGAUCCGCGAAGAGCUCGCGAAGAGCAUGGCCCGCACUGGCGCCGCGGACGACCGCUGGGGCUCUGGGGCGGGCGUGGACUUGGAACUGGACACGAACAUGAACGACCUGGCGGCAAAGAUCGGGUACGCAGCGGACCCCGACGCCUCCGUCUCGACGUUCGACAUCGACGCGGAGCCCGAUUCACCACCCCGGCCAGCGCGGAUGGACUCCCUCGCGUCGAUGUACGACGUGCCCUUGUCGUCCGAGCCGUCGCAGGAGCGGUUCAGCGCGGACAACGUGCGCGCCGAGCCGCUGCAGGAGUGCGACGAGCCCGAGGAGAUCGCAGAGGCGGACGGAGGCGGCGGGUCCGACUACCCCGCCGUACAAAUCGACCUCUCCGGGCCCACGGCGCAGGCGACGGAGGUGGGCGCGCACGCCCGCGCCCGCUCGUCCGUGUCCUCGGCGGCGUCGCAGCCCCGCUCGGAAUCAGAGACACACGACCUCCCCCCGAUAUCCGUCUCGGCGAGGCACCAGCACGCGGCGUCGCAGCACGAGCUGCGCACCAAGCCCGCACCGCUCGACAUCAGCGGCUCCGGCGCAGCAGCGGGCGCGGCGGCGUCCGCCUCGACGUCCGCGCUCCCGCUCCCGUCGUCCUCGUCUCUACCCACGCCCACGGUGCCGCAGCCCCCGACGCCGACCUCCAUGGCGGCACGGCACCGGCCAACGCGCUCGGUGGGGCCGAGCAUGCUCGACAAGGUGAUCAGCAAGACGCGGCCGCCGCACCUGCCGCCGAAGCCGCGGACGGAGGACCGGAAGCACCUGCAGGACUGGGAGGAGAUGAUGCGGCGGAGCAGGGCGACGGAGGAAAAGCGAAGGAAAGCACUACGUGAGCGGCGGCUGGCGCGGGAGAAGAGGAUCGAGGACUCGAUUGGGCAGUGGGAGCGGGAGAUCGUACCGGACUGGACGGUCGUCCAUAGAAGCUCGCAUCUGCGACGAUUGUGGUGGCAGGGGAUCCCGACGAAGCUGCGCGCGUCGAUGUGGCAAGCAGCGAUCGGGAACCCGCUCGCGCUGAGCAAAGAUUCGUUCAAGACGUGUCUAUCGAGAGCAAAGAGAGCGUUAGCAUCGGGAUCCUUCCCGACGACGGUGCUCAACCUCUUGGAAAACGACAUCCGGACGACAUUACCAUCGGUCCACCUGUUUGCGCCCGAGACAGGACCGUUGUAUCAGGACCUGAGAGACAUGCUUUGCGCAUGGGUCGUUUCUCGGUCGGAUGAGGGGCUUGGAUACGUCGUUGGAGUGGCCAAGAUUGCGGCGAUGAUCCUCAUCAACAUGGCGCCGAUGCAAGGUUUCAUCGCGCUACGGAACCUGUUAGAGCGUCAUUGUCUUCGGUCUUUCUAUGGCGGUAUGUCGUCAAAAGACGAUGUAGAAGCAUACUACAGGAUAUUCGACACCUUGCUAGCAGAUGGAAUGCCCAAAAUCUACUUCAACUUCAAGCAGCAUCAAAUAUCACCAUCAUCGUACCUUCCGGAUUGGCUAGUGCCGCUAUUUAUCGAACAUUUACCGUUCGAGGCGUGUGCGCGAGUCUGGGACGUCGUCGUUCUCGAAGGAGACGCGUUCCUAUAUCGCGCCGCGCUAGCCGUCUUGGGGGUCCUGGAGCCUCGACUGUUCUUCCCGGACAAAAAGGAGCUUCUCGAACUGCUGAAGGGUGAGAAUAAAGCUGCGCUAGAAGUCGCGAGAAGGGAAGGCCGUGCGCUCAACAAUGGCAAGUACGAGAUGUACGGCGUCGACGAGGAGACGCUCUGGGAGCGGAUCAACAGCAUGGACGAGUGGUGGCGAGAGAGCACCUGGCAGAGGCUGAUCACGCGGGAGCUUCCUGACAUAUGA